UCGAAUAUGUGUGCAUGUACGUGUGUACCGUGUCACAAAUGUAGCCGUGAUUUUCAUGACUUUUUUCCAUCGCUCGUGAUCGUCGCCUAGGAGGAUGCCAAUUUACAGUGUUUACGUGAUCAAUCGAGCUGGGGGUCUGAUCUACCAGAUGGACCACACCCAGCCAAAGACAGAGGUGGAGAAGACGUUCAGUUUCCCGUUGGAGCUGACGCUUAAAAUCUACGAUGAGCGGGUGGUGGUGUCGUUUGGACAGCGAGACGGGAUCAAAGUGGGGCACACCAUACUUGGCAUCAAUGGAGAGCCGGUGCGAGGACGUCAGCUGGAGGAUGGCAGGGAUGUCCUCGAGAUGAUAGCCAACCCCGAAAACUACCCAAUAGCCAUCAAGUUUGGCAGGCCAAAGCUCUCCACCAAUGAGCGCAUCAUGCUAGCCAGCAUGUUCCAUUCCCUUUACGCCAUCGGGUCCCAGCUGUCCCCAGCGCAGAAGUCGUCAGGAAUUCAGGUCCUAGAGACAGACUCCUUCAAGCUGCACUGUCUGCAGACUCUCUCAGGUAUCAAGCUGAUCGUGUUGGCUGAUCCCAAGCAGGGCGGCAUUGACGCCCUCCUCAAGAAAAUCUACGAGGUGUACUCCGACUUUGCCCUGAAGAACCCCUUCUACUCAAUCGACAUGCCCAUCAGGUGCCAACUCUUUGACGACAACCUCAAGGCGGUCCUGGAGACGGCAGAGCGACUAAGCAUGUACUCGUCAGGAAUAAAUUAACGUAAGACCCAUUUUUGUUACACAAAUGGGAGCCUGGUUUGAUGGACCUGCUCUUAACCCCUUCCCGGCGGGAUUCUUUUGACCGUGACUGCUGGGCUGUGGUAUGUCCAGUAUGCAAAGCUCUGUCCAGCAGCAGGCCCCAUUGAACCGGCAGCUGCAUGAUGAAUAGACUGUAUGUGUGGUAUGCACUAAUCCUCACACUAUGAUGCUGCGUUUGCAGUCAUCCGUAGAGAAGGGGUUAAAGUCGAGGUCCGAGCUGAAGAGGAGAGGCUGAUAUCGGAGGCGGGAAGGCACUCUCAGACAUCGUCAGGCUGUUGCCUCUGGUUCAUUACCUUCACGCGAGCUGUCAUGUGGAUGUGGAACAGAUCUGCUGUUGAUCUGCCACAGAGUGAAGAUCUGUAUAUUAAUGGCCAGAAAAAAGCCAAGUCCACUUGUAAUGUCACCAGAUUGGGCAGGUUCUGAUUCCACUUAGCCAGCUCACAGGUUAUAUUGGAAUUUGACGUGAAAAUCCAGACCACCAUGCUCACGGCAUUUGCAGAGUUUUUGGCUCAGCAGGUUGUUUAUACGUGCAUUUGUGCCAGUUUGGUGUGUGAAUGAGUUUUUUGCUCUGCAUUGAGUAAAAACAGGUGCGGUACCUUAAUAGGUGCCUUCAAGUAUUGGACAUUUGUUGUGAAUGUUAUCCUGAUAGGUCUUAUGCAUUUUUAAAAAGUUGCUUCAAAAUUUGCAAAACGUCAGUCAAAAAGGUCAAGUUCAAGGUGAGGAUAGUUAAGAAAGAUGCCAUACCAAUUUGACCAAAUUUGUUGGCUUCACGCUCCAGUGAUGCCUUGAGUCUUUUUCGUCAGUUAUUUAAAUUGAAAUGCAUGGUACUGUGUACAUGUACAUACAUGUAUUUCAGAACCAGUUGUACAUGUACGAUUGAAGUCAAAGUACUCGGGCAGUGUUGACUAAUACAGGCGUUUCACAAUAGUGCGCCACCAAGAGUUUUAAAUGCGUUGGCCAAUCACAAUGCGUAAAU
This is a messenger RNA of Acanthaster planci (crown-of-thorns starfish), 1772 nucleotides long. RefSeq names its product trafficking protein particle complex 4 (gene trappc4). Gene Ontology annotation, molecular function: protein binding. Gene Ontology annotation, biological process: endoplasmic reticulum to Golgi vesicle-mediated transport. NCBI's taxonomy places the organism in Eukaryota, Metazoa, Echinodermata, Asteroidea, Valvatida, Acanthasteridae. Gene Ontology annotation, cellular component: TRAPP complex. The record is from RefSeq and is a predicted model, not a curated record.